AUGUCCGACUCAUUCAAAGAAGUGGCACAAAUCCAUGGCAUAGAGGUUGUUCAAGCGGGGCUAGAACCCGUUCCAAACCAGAAUAACCCACACCAUGUCAUCGUGCCUGUGCUGGCCAACGAGUCUGUGCCACGCGAAAACAGGAUAUGUGGUGUACGCAAGAUGACCUUCUGGCUUGCUGUAGCGGUGGCAGCUCUUGUUGCGGUCGUGAUCGCCUUAGCUGUUGGACUGGGAGUCGGCCUUACUAGUAUUACAUCCACCCCAUCAGCAUCGCUGUUCCCGCCAUCAUCCUCGUCGUCGACAUCCUCGGUAUCCAGCACAUCAACCUCGGGUCCGUCACCAACAUCCACUGCUCUCUUCGACAAGAGCACAAACUAUACUUGUCCCGAUGCCAACAACACCGAAGUAAGGAAUGUUUCGGGCGGAUCAGGAAGUUCUAGUUAUUAUAUCUUCUGCGACGCUGAUAUCAGUUCGAGUUCGAAGAAAGACUUAUCUUCAAGUGUGCAGAGCUCAUUCGCGGACUGUCUGGCGCUUUGCAACUCUAUGAACAAUUACCAGGGUCGAACGGAUGUCGGCUGCACUUAUAACUUCGAGGGUACGGGGAGUCAGGACAAAGGGACCUGUUGGUGCUUGAGUGACAAUUACCUCGUACAGCUUGACCUAUCCUCCUCAUUCUCGACUGACGAUGGCGCGAAAUAUAAGAUGAGCUUGGUUGACGGCGCGGUUCCGAAAAUCAAGGACCAAGCAAUGUGGUCGGACAAGGACAACACUACGCUGUUUACGUAUGGCGGGCGAGGCGUGGACGACACCUCGGUUGACCAGGGACUAUGGACAUACACGAUUGCCGAUGGAUCUUGGAAGUUGCAGCAGACGAGUAUUAAGCCGGUGCGACUACAAGGAGGGGCGUACGUUGAUGCGCCCCAAAUCCAAGCUGCAUAUUGGGUAGGCGGGUAUCAAGAUAGCGAUACGACGCCCGCGAUCACCGAUAAAACGGUAGACUAUGCAACGGGGAUGAUUCAAUUCAACACAACAACUGGGACCUUUACACAGUUUGAUGCUCCAUUUACCCCUGUACAGCAGGGCGCACUGGUAUAUCUUCCGGUUGGAGAGAAAGGGAUCCUAGUGUUUGUGGGGGGCGAGGUUCCGUCCAUCCAGAACGGUAUCAAUGCAACUCUGACUCCAAACCCAUGGAAUCAUGCGUGGGUCUAUGACAUCGCAGGAAACAAGUGGUACAAUCAAACCACAUCCGGCAGCGUGGCGUCACGAACCCAAUUUUGCGCAGUUGUCGAGCAAGAUCUCUCGACGUCGUCGUACCAAAUCUAUGUGAUUGGAGGAGCGGACUACGAGUCCAAGAAGUCGCUUACGGAUGUUUCCUAUCUAUCGAUCCCAUCUUUCAAAUGGUUUCAAGCCGGGCCUCUAAACAAGCCUCGUAUGACCCAUGUCUGUCAGGCAUACGGACGGCAAAUAUUCGGUGUAGGAGGCCGGCUCGCGUGGGCGGACGACGCCGAUGCAGGAUGUUACGAUACGCCUGCCUUCAUAUAUGACGCUCAAUCUGAGGUUAUCCGGGCCCAAUUUGACCCCGGACUAUCGGCUUAUUCAGUCCCCUCCGCAACCGCCGAUGACAUCAAGUCCUCGCCCUAUCCGUCGGCGUGGGCUGAUCCAGCUUUGAAAUCACUUUUUGUCCAGAAAGCUACCACCAACUCAACGGAUACCCAGCCCAACCCGUCAAGCGAAACUGACGGUUCAUCAACCCACACCGGGGCGUUAAUAGGUGGUGUGGUGGGUGGUGUUGCUGGCGCGGCUAUCAUAUUGGCAAUAGUCUUCUUCAUUCUCAGAAAGCGACGCCGAGAUUAUCAGAAGCAACCACAAGGAGAAAAGUGGUUUGAGAAUAGACCGGCCAUAAGCCGCGUGGGGGGCGAACUGCCAGCUGAAGAGCCGCAGCGGGAGUUAGAUGCGCGUAGCAAUACGCGGAGUACUGUGAAUGGCAUCAAGAAGGGCUUCGCAUACAGCAGAGGUGAGAUUAUACUCUUCAUCAUUGGACUGGCCAACUUCCGGUCAGCUGGUGACAAGUAG
This is a messenger RNA of Aspergillus pseudonomiae, 2073 nucleotides long. RefSeq lists its product as uncharacterized. Gene Ontology annotation, molecular function: protein binding. The transcript is spliced from 8 exons. The record is from RefSeq and is a predicted model, not a curated record. The coding region runs from base 1 to 2073 and encodes 690 amino acids. NCBI's taxonomy places the organism in Eukaryota, Fungi, Ascomycota, Eurotiomycetes, Eurotiales, Aspergillaceae.